GUAAAUAAAUCGCAUCGCAUGCUAUGCGUAUAAAUUAAUUUACAGAAUAAAUUGGGUUUUAAAAUAAUUUAUUCAUUAUUUCGCUAAAUAUUACUUGCAUUAAACAAUAAAUAUGAGUUCGGAUACCUUGAACAUAGCUCGACGAAAGCUCAAUGAAGUGCUUGGCGAAAAAUCAACAAAGUACUUCCAUCACAUGAAACAAUGGUUUCGAAUGAAACUUACGAAGGAAGAAUUCGACACAGAAGCUCGAGCCCUGUUGUCUUCAGAUCAGGUUCGCUUCCACAACGAGUUUUUAUUAGCUUUAUUGAACAAAGUGGAAGGUUUGGCUGAAACAUCUAUUAACAUCGCCCAAGAAAAAGCGAGUUCUCAUAACAGAAACAGUCGAAGGCAUAAGCGAAGCUCGCGAACGUCAGAGAAGUCGAACUUCGAGCCGGCGGAUUUGCUGGAGUAUUUGCCGCCGAACUCCCCGCCUGGUGCGGGCAGCGAUGGGGCUCUGAAAUAUGCUGCACAGGAAAUCUUCCUCCCCGACCAUGCAUUAGUGGUUGGCCGUUUCAUGUUAGCAGCAUGGGAGCUCGGCCUCGAAGGAGCUGACGAUGAAGCAGCUGACCUCAUAGUUGUUGCCGUCCAAAACUUCCUUAAAAACAUAAUUUCAGCUGUUGUAACUCAAAGAAAAGGUUACAAGAUACGUAAUAAGAACUUUACGUAUGAUGUGGGUGGUGAUAUGCCUAACAUGUGGCUCCGGAAUACAGCCAAGUUGUACGAUCCACAAGGAGACGGGAGGGUGGAGGUUGAUGAUGCGGUGGAUGGGCUGGGGCCACGGUGCCCGCCUACUAUUGAUGAGGUCGAGCAUGCUACGGCUUAUGAAAUUGCUUGCAGCGUCCCAAAUCCUACGCCGAACGAUGACAAGCUAACCAUAGACGAGUUCUACAACACCCUGCUAACACACCGGAACGUGAUAGCCAGCCAUUCAGUAUACGCCGUCAAUAUGGAGCGACUGGCUGUUAUGCUGAACCAUCCAAGCUAUUGAUUAAUUACUUAGCUCAGAAUAUAUGACGAUAGAAGGACAGACGGCUCACUACUUUUAUGUUUACAAAAUGCCGCCUCUCAUAAUUCUUAACCUACAUUUACAAACGGCACGCGAGCAGCCAAUAUUGACUUCAUCGUAACCACUGAAUGGGUCGCGAAUGCGCGGCCGCCGGAAUGUUCUUUGUAGCUCGGCAAAAGAAUCGCGGAGUGAGCCGACCCUGUUAUUAUAGGAACUGAGAGCUGUUAUAUUGAUGAUGAUGAUGAUGAUGUGUUCCUGUUAUCCCUCACUAGGGACAUAGGGCUCUUAGAAGAAUCUUCCACUUUUCACGAUCCUGGGCGACUGCUUCCAAAUCCUUCCAGCCUAGUCCACUUGCGCCAGCCUCCUUCUCCACUGACCGCCUCCACGUGGUACAAGGCCGUCCCGACCGUCUACUGCCACGUGAUUGCCAGCAGAGACCCUGCUUGGACAGGUGG
This is a messenger RNA of Leguminivora glycinivorella, 1500 nucleotides long. Its product is annotated as transcriptional adapter 1-like. The transcript is spliced from 3 exons. The coding region runs from base 113 to 1027 and encodes 304 amino acids. Gene Ontology annotation, molecular function: transcription coactivator activity. Gene Ontology annotation, biological process: regulation of transcription by RNA polymerase II. The record is from RefSeq and is a predicted model, not a curated record. Gene Ontology annotation, cellular component: SAGA complex. NCBI's taxonomy places the organism in Eukaryota, Metazoa, Arthropoda, Insecta, Lepidoptera, Tortricidae.